This is a messenger RNA of Orcinus orca (killer whale), 4983 nucleotides long. It is a transcript of the gene ABHD10, whose product is annotated as abhydrolase domain containing 10, depalmitoylase. The record is from RefSeq and is a predicted model, not a curated record. The transcript is spliced from 5 exons. The coding region runs from base 481 to 1146 and encodes 221 amino acids. Gene Ontology annotation, cellular component: mitochondrion. Gene Ontology annotation, molecular function: hydrolase activity, hydrolyzing O-glycosyl compounds; palmitoyl-(protein) hydrolase activity. NCBI's taxonomy places the organism in Eukaryota, Metazoa, Chordata, Mammalia, Artiodactyla, Delphinidae. Gene Ontology annotation, biological process: protein depalmitoylation.
GUCAGAGUAUUUCAACAGUCAGGCAUACAAAGAGCUAAAACAAACUUUAAAAGGGCGAAGGAGCGGCGAAUGUUCGAUUCCACUCCAGGCGUUUAUACAAGCAGGAUUAAGGUCAGAUCUUCAAACCAUUUCCGGUACAGGUCAAAACUGUCAGGGGGUGAGAACUACUUGUAACGCAGCAAGCCUAGCACUUUAUGUUUCAGCUCCCUACUGUCUUCGGGAUGAUGAGAUGGUUUCCUAUCUAGGAACGAUGGGUGGGGUUCCUCUCCUCGCUUCCAGUCCUGGGGUAUCUACCCACCGAGAAAGCAGCCUACAGAGGGCGCUCAAAACAUCCCAAACUCACAGACCGCACCUCCCCGACAGAACAGCCCAACAGCGAAAGGCUGGGAAGAGCGACGACGCUCUGCGCAUGUGCGCUCUCCGGGGGUCGAAACUCGGACAGGCGCUGUUUACCAAGUUGCGUCUUCCAGAGGGCGGCGCAUGCGCAAGCUCAGUUUCUGGGCGCUGUGCGUCUCUUGUAGGUCGGCGCGGGGCGCAGGGGCCGUCGGGAAGAUGGCGAGGGUGGGUCUGCCCUCUUGGGUACCUUGUCGCAAGUGGGGCUGGAUGGCCGUCUCCUUCGGCUUCCACCGUGGGCUCAGCACGUUACUUGCACCGAAGGCCGAGCGGGCGCCACGGUGGCUCCCAGCUUGCAGACAAAAGACAUCAAUCUCUUUCCUUAGUCGACCAGACCUUCCAAACCUGGCUUAUAAGAGACUAAAAGGCAAAAGUCCAGGAAUUAUCUUCAUCCCUGGCUAUAUGUCUAAUAUGAAUGGUACAAAAGCAUUGGCGAUUGAGGAGUUUUGCAAAUCUCUAGGUCACGCCUAUAUAAGGUUUGAUUACUCAGGAGUUGGAAAUUCAGAUGGUAACUUAGAAGAAUGCACAGUGGGAAAAUGGAGAAAAGAUGUUCUUUCUAUAAUUGAUGACUUAGCUGAAGGACCACAGAUACUAGUUGGAUCUAGCCUCGGUGGAUGGCUUAUGCUUCAUGCUGCAAUCGCACGGCCACAAAAGGUUGUUGCUCUUAUUGGUGUAGCGACAGCUGUGGAUAGCCUAGUGACACAGUUUAAUCAGCUUCCUGUUGAGGGCUCUAAAUUUCACUUGUGGGACUAAGACCCUAGCAGAAAGAAAAACAGUCGGAGCAGUGGUUCAGAAAGUGCAGGCCCGAGGCCAGCAGCAACAGCAUCACCUGAGAACUUGUAGAAAUGGAUAUUCUUGAGCUUCACCAAGACCAGCUGAAUCAGAAACUGGGAGUGGGGCCCAGUAAUCUGUUUUAACCAAGCCCGCAGGGGAAGUGUGAGAACCACUGCUCUACAGAGUGGGGGAGCAGGAGGGGGAGGAAAAGCAAAAGAAAAAAAGCCUGUGUGGUGUUGAAUGGUGGAAUGUCAUUGAAUUUGCCUCAAGUUCGGCAUUGAAUUCAGUGCCAUGUACUCUCUGUUCUGUUUAUUCUUAGUUCACAUUGUUCUUUCCAUUUCCUUAAGAAUGGCAUUGUCUGCAUAGUCAGGUUCUUCAUAUGAUUUCCUAUCAGAGCUGAAAUUACAAAGCUGAUCUUCUUUGCACUUACCUCCUGUUUCUGAAUUGUUUUCACGUUCUUGAUUGUUUCUUAUACAUGGUUGCUCCAUGUCCUCAUGCUGCUAAUUUUUCCUACCAUUGUAUCCUUCUGCAUGUAAACCUUGGACCCCUUACUCUGUUCUCUAACUCAGUCAUGCAGUGCUUCUCAUGAUAGGAAAUUAUUUCAAGAAGAUGGCCUACUGGAAAAGAAUUGAUUAAACAAUUUUGGGAGGUUAUUGGUAAAUGACAAGAUCUGUGUACAUUUAUUUUUAUGUGUGUGUAUCCGUCACUCAGAGGGAAGAUAUGGUAGAUACCCUGUAAGUGACUGAGAAGAUCUAUAGCCUGCAAAUCAGGGUACAUCUUUGCUAAUCCUAAAUCAGACCAGCAAAAAUCCUUAAACAGAAACAUGUUGACCCUUAUUAACUUAAAAGCAUGUGUAAAGAAAGAGCAGAGACACUAGGACCACUAUCUCUUCUUCUCCACAUAGACAGCCAGUACUAGCAGUGUCAAGGGAAUGGAGGUGGAGGUUUUUACUGUCUUCUUUAGCCCUGGGAAUGUUAAGACCCAGCAUUACUCAUUAUGUAGGAACUUGACUUACCUCUUAACUAACUCUAAUCAUUGUCUGCUUCUUUGGACAGUAGAGGGCGUCAGGCAGGUUGCACAGCUGUUGGAGUCUAAGCUUCACAGCCACAUUGCCUUGUUAGUUUCUUCUUGGUGUAGAAAUUAUGUAUAUUGUACAUUUUCUCUGAUUAAUACUGUUUUUGCUAUUUCUGUACUUUCUGAGGCUUUGGGACAUAUAAGAUUUUGUUAAGUUUGUUCUUCAAAUGGACAAUAUUCAUUCAACUCAAUAGCAGAUAACAGAGCUAGUUGGGGUGGGCAAUGAUGCUUAAAAUACAACUAUUAUUAAUUAUGUCUCAGUAAUUAACAUAGUUCCCACUUCAUCUAAUAAUCAAUGAGACUAAGUUCUUAUUACUGAAAUUACCAAUUCAGGAACAGUCAUGAGUAGCUUGAAGGUAACAGAAUAUCAUUUUUACUUUAAAUAUUUGAUUCAUAUGUUGCUUUAAUGCAAAGUACCCCAUGAUACUAAUAUAGGUUCAUAUAUUUUAUAGUUUUUUUAGGCUUCCACUAAUUUUAAAUCAUUUGGAUAUAGAUAUUUAGAAGUCUAGGUUUCAGAUAUACAGCUUUUACACUGAAUCAAAUCUUUUUGGAAUUUUAUAAAAGACAUUAAAAUUCCUAAGUACACAGAUUAUAUCAUACAUAUUUUACUGUUUAAAUUCAUUUUUGCCUCUUUGUAUUUGUAAUAAGUCAACAAUUUUAAAUGUGGAAAAAUCAUAAUGUUUUCAUUGAAAAUUUAAAUACAAAAUUUUUGAAAUAUGUUGUAUGUAGCUUUUCUUUCCUUAUAUUUUUCUUUAUUUUUGAUAAGAUGUCCAUCUGUUUUUCUAGACAGAAAUGCCCUUCAUAUUAUAUGGUUGCAAGAGGCUUAAAGCUAUUUACAUCUUGAUUUACUAGUUCAAGUUGUGAUAAUCUUUCCAAAGAAUUUAUUAUAUGCAUAUAAACCUUUAUGUUCAAAGAUGUUCAUGGAAGUAUUCAGCAGUGUGGGAAUGGUCAAGUUAAUUAUCUUAGAUGCAUUAUAGUGGACAAUUAUGCAGCCUUUAAAAACUUUUAAUAGAAUCUUUUAAAACCCAGAAAUAUAUAUAUUGAAUAAAUAAACCAGCGCUGAAAACUGUAUAUGAAUUGUAAUAGCUAAGUGUUUUACAUAUUGUAUAUAUAAAAACCAAACACAUAUAGAAAAAUACUGGAAGGAAAUAAGCCAGAAUAAUAAUGGUUGUUAUAUCCACGAAAUAGGAUUAUGGUGAUUUAUUUAUUUUUAUGCUUUUUUUUUUUUAAAAAAAGGUAGAGUUUUUUGGUUUUGUUUUUAAUAAAUUUAUUUAUUUAUUUAUUUUUGGCUGCGUUGGGUCUUCAUUGCUGUGUACCGGCUUUCUCUAGUUGCGGCGAACGGGGUCUGCUCUUCCCUGCAGUGCGUAGGCUUCUCAUUGUUGUGGCUUCUCAUUGCGGAGCACGGGCUCUAGGGCGCACGGGCUUAGUUGCUCCGCGGCACGUGGGAUCUUCCCGGACCAGGGCUCAAACCGGUGUCUCCUGAACUGGCAGGCAGAUUCUUAACCACUGCGCCACCAAGGAAGCCCUGUUUUGUUUUUUAUUUAUUUAAUUUAUUUUUGGCUGCGUUGGGUCUCGUGUGAGCUUUCUCUAGUUAAGGCGAGUGGGGGCUACUCUUCUUGCAGCGUGUGUGCUUCUCAUUGCCAUGGCUUCUCUUGUUGCGGAGCACAGGCUCUAGGCAUGUGGGCUUCAGUAGUUGUGGCACGAGGGCUCAGUAGUUGUGGCUCAUGGGCUCUAGAGCAUAGGCUCAGUAGUUGUGGCACACGGGAUUAGUUACUCCGCGGCAUGUGAGAUCUUCCUGGACCAGGGCUUGAACCCGUGUCCCCUGCAUUGGCAGGCGGAUUCUUAACCACUGCACCACCAGGGAAGUCCCUUUUUAUGCUUUUUAUAUUUUCCACGUUUCUAUAAUGAGUAUAUGUUACUUUAACUAGAAAAAUUGUUUAAGACAAAUUAUAAUGUAAAAAAUAGAAAUUCUUCAAGAAUCAAAGAAUACCCAGCGUUUUAUUUUAAGGGUAGAAAUGAUACCAUGCUCAGUUUUCAGGAAGUAUUUGGAAGACUUCUUUGUCAUCCACAACAACAAACAAAUUUUUUCUCAUUCCAUAGAACUCUAAAAGGCAAAAACUACAUUUUUUUAAUAUUCAGGAUAAAAUUGGGUGUGUAUGGUUGCCCCAGAAUAACCACUGUCUUACUUUUCUUUUUUAGCACUAUGCUUUCUUCUUCUCCUUCUCCCACCCCAUCCCCAUUUUACUAACUUCUCGUAUAUGCACUUUUAGUUUCAUGAUUUUUAAAUGUAAACAAUUUUUAUUCCCAAGAUUUGGUUUUAUGUAAUAUGAAUGCCACCUGUACUGAUUCCAAGAAAUUAUUGUACUUUUCUCCCCUUCAUUUUCCCUUUCAAGUUGGAAUGAAGCAAUACCUGAUUUUUAAGAUAUUACACGUUAAAGUUAGUUAAAUCUGUUUGAAUCCUAGUUACAGCAGUUAACUACCUUUCAACUUUAAACAUAUGUAUUACUCUAACUUUAAUAUCCUCUUUUGUAAAAAUGAAAUAAGAACAGAUAGUAUCAGGAUCAUAUGAGAUACUAUGUGGAAAAUACUUGUCACAGCUCCUCGCACAUAGUAAUUAAUUACUGAUAAUUAUCAUCGUUAUAUUUUUAUCUGUUUUCCCCUUCUUCAAAGACUGCUUUUCUUGAAUUAAGACUAUUGUAUGUGUUAAUGUUGCAUAAAUACUUUUGUUUUCCUCAUUUUUCC